AUGGUCCUGGGCACUCGUGUCCUUUCCCACUUGUCAUCAACCCCACAACAGGCUUCCCGCGUCAGGCAGCCCCUCCGCCCCUCCCGCCCUACUCCCCAUCCCCCCGCCCCGUGAGUCCACACUCGUGGGCUCCGCGGGGGCGGCAGUCCUCCAUAGGCGGCUGCUGGGCCUUCUGGCCAAUCCCCGUUCCGCGUGCACCGACGGCGCCGUCCCAGUGGCGGCAGAAGGAGCCGCCACAUGCCCUGGCAGGGGCCGCCCAAGAAGUCGUCCAGCAGCAGCAGCAGCAGCUGAAGUUGUGUCAGGAAGCCUGCGCGCUGGGGGUCGCUCUUCUCCUCAGGCGCCGCCCGCAGCCCUUCUCGUGGCGGUUCCCUCGCUGCCUAUUUUAGUCAAAGCCUCGGCUUGCCUCUCUCAGCGGCGGCGGCGGCGGCGGCAGCGCAGCCAGGCGCGCGGCGGGACGGGGCUGAGGAAGGGACGGGGGCGCGUCGCCGGCGUUGGCGGGCAAACUUGGUGGCAAGGUAAGGGGACGAGAGAGGGGGGGAAGGACGCGCGGAGGGAUUUUCCAGACGAGGGAAGGAAAGGCGAGGCGGCUCUCUGUGUGUGCGUGUCUUCGGGGUUCAUUGGCGCGGCUGCCGAGGGCGCUUCUCCAGAGAGACGAGGAGCCUCGCGCGCUGCUUCUUCGGUCCCCUCGGCGGAUGGGUCUCGCCUGCCAGCCCAGAGCUGUAAUGUGGGGAAGGCUGCUGAGGCGCGAGGCUCCCGGGAAGCCCCACCCUCUCAACUUGGCUCGCCCGAGUUCGCGCGCUGCUCUGGGACCGAGUCCCCUGGGAGGGUUUGCGGUCGCCGCCUUGAGCGCCUCAGGCGCCGGCUCCCCUUGAACUCCGCGAGGCGUCGAGCUCCUGCGUCCGACCUGCGAGAGAGCGGGCGGGCGGGCGCACUUGGAGGACGCCGGCACAGCUGCCCGCUCGGCCUUUUGCCCCGGAGCGGGAAGAGGCACUGAUCGGCCCCUUCCGUCUGCCGCGGGGAGAUAACAGAGCGAGGCAGUCCUGGAGCGAAGGGAAAGGAAGUGUAAGCACGGAGGGACGGCAGGGGAUAGCACGGAGCAGGCGUUACUUUGCAUGUCAUUCUAUUUAAGAAUAUUUUGAAGGGGAAACAAUUAAGAUUCAUGGGUGCCACUUCUGAGUUGACGCGGCAUCUUAAAUGGUCCCAAUCCGUAUUGCAGGGUUUAAUUUCUAAAAUGAGAAGUACUGGACCACAGGCCUUCCUUGAAAUGAUAAUUGGUGCGUGCUCAACAAGGCUGAAAUGGGGAGUUGGACUAUCAGGGUUUCCCAAACUUGGGUCUCCAGCAGUUUUUGGACUACAACUCCCAUGCUCCCUAGCUAGCAGGUCAGGGAUGGUGGGAACCGUGAUCCAAAAACUGCCGGAGACCCAAGUUUGGGAACCCCUGGACUAGAUGAUCUCGGAGAUCCCUUCCAAGUCUAGAACUAUGGUUCUGUCACACUAAUCUGACGAUUACAAAUUAGUGCACACCAAAAAUAGUCUUUGGGCAUUCCCAAAUCAUAACACUAAAAUUUCUGUGUACCUAGCCCAAGAUCCAAACUUCAGCCUUUUCGCACACACUUUUAUUCACUAAGACGUUUUCCUGCCACAGUUUAGAGAGGGCUUGCUGUGUUAAUUUGUUGCAGCAGGAACAACAGCCUUGCAGCACUUUUCAAAACUAACAUAAGCUUCAGUGGACUAGAUUCAACAAAGGUCUAGUGCAGUAAUACAUUUGUUAGUUUUUUAAAGUGCUACAAGACUUUUUUUGGAUUUUAUUCUUUUCUUGCCCUUCUUUGACAAAGCCAAGGAGGUUCACAUUAAAACAAAUAGAUUGCAUUGUGUUUUUGUUGAGCCAUGGCCUAGAUAAGACUCACUUGCAGCCAUGGGCCUAGCCAGGAUUUAUGUUAGGCGGGUCAGAACCAUCUGCAACAUGAUUGGUCAAUUAGUUAAGUAUUUUUAUUUAUUUACUUGAUUUGGAUGGCAGCUGUCCCCUGUCCCUCUCCUUGGCUUCACCCAUGCUUGCAGCCCAAUCUUAUGCCACUCUGAAGUACCGUAAGUCCCACAGAGUCCAAUAGGGACUUAGAAGGAAGGGCAUGGUCUGAAGGCAUAUGACAUGCAAUCAGCUGCCUGCAGCGGAGUUUCUCAGUGUGAGAUCACCUGGGAAACUCAUGCACACACUUGCUUGAGCUCUAUGAUGGAAGAAAGUCAGAAUAUAAAUGUAGCAAAUAAAUAAUAAGAAGCAUAGCCAUGUUUUCGUUUUGUAGGUUGGAAGCCAACCAUGAGGUAGAAAUACUUACUUAGUUACUGCAUUCAUAUCCCAUCCUUUUCUCAGAGGAGCACAAGAUAGAAUACAUGGUUCACCCCCUCCUUAAUCCCCACAGCAACCCUGCGAGAUAAGUUAGUGACUGACCCAAGAUCACCCAGUGAGCUUCAUGGCUGAGUAGAGAUCUGAACCCUAGUCUCCUGGUCUUCACCACUACACAACAGUGGCUAUAAUUAUUUGCCCCAUUGAUAUAAGGACUUGGGAUUUUCAAUUCAAUUCUAUGUAGAUCCGGUUCAGUUUUGUACACGGUUUAUUUACAGUGGGGACAGGGAAUCUGUGACCAUUCAGAAUUUUGUUACCUGCGAAUCCCAUCAUUGGCCAUGCUGGUUGGGGCUGAUGGGAGUUAACCACAGAUUCACCACUUCCUUCAGCAAGUGGGUACAAGUGGGUAACAAGAGACAGAAUAGCAUUAAAUGUUGCAGGGACACUGGAAACACUUGCCCAUUUUCCAGGGUAUGCAGAGUCUGGUUGUGGUCUAAUGAGAGAAAUGUACUCUUACAUAAGACCAGAGGCAUUCUUUGCAUCAUGAAUGGGUGUUGGCAGUGCAAAAGGUUAUUAAGUGUCAGUGAACAUGGAAAGCCUUUAAGGUAGGAUCCUAGCACAUAAUAAUAAUAAAUUUACUUUGUGUACCAACCUGCAUAGAGGGAUAAAACAAGUAUUUGUUUUUCUCCAAAAUGUAUGAACAGCUCUGAAGAUAUGUAACAUUGUAAAACUUGGCAGCAAAAUGAUACAUUUGAUGCACCAGUGCUUUUUACUUGUUUAUUUUUUCACUUGCCACAGUUUGCUUGCUCGUAGGUUAGAAAACAAAACAAAGCACACAUUCAGCAAGGGAGCCUUUAUAAUACUGAAUUCAGAUCCACUUGGUAAUGCUGUAAAGAUGUCUGUCACUAGAGAAACUUGGGGUGCCAGCAUUCUUGCGAUAAUGUUGAUGGGAUGGCAGUUGACUAGCAUAUGGAUUCCAGGAGAGGUGUAUGAUUUAUUUGGUUUAAUAGCAGAGGGGAAGCCAGCUCCUUGCAGAGGUUAUUUGCAAUGGCCAAAACAAAAUCAUAAAGUUUGGAUUAUUGCUUUAUGAUGUGACAGUGGUGCAUAUAACAUCUCCAGUCCAGCUGGAUUCUUUUCAGGAAAAAACGCUGUAUGAAUGGGUGUCACUAUCACAUCGAACUGAGAGAGCACAGGGCAGGGCAACUAUUUGCCAUUUGGCUCUGCAUUUCACUUGCUCCUUCUUGGGAAGCUGGAGCAGCACAAAGAUUUGAACUCAUCACUCCACAUUAAUAUCCAUCCUACAUUGUAUCCUUUCAGUUGUAGGAAAUAGGAUAUGCAAAUAGCUACAUUUCCUGUGGUACAUAUAUGUGCAUUGCAAGCCGUCCCUUAAGCCAAGAUCUAAGUCAUGGGUAGGCAAACUAAGGGCCAGGGGCCGGAUCCGGCCCAAUCGCCUUCUAAAUCUGGCCCAUGGACGGUCUGGGAAUCAGCAUGUUUUUACAUGAGUAGAAUGUGUCCUUUUAUUUAAAAUGCAUCUCUGGGUUAUUUGUGGGGCAUAGGAAUUCAUUCAUUUUUUCUUCUUCAAAAUAUAGUCUGGCCCCACACAAGGUUUGAGGGACUGUGGAAUGGCCCCCUGCUGGAAAAGUUUGCUGACCCGUGAUCUAAGUUAUAAUACUUCUUAGAACCAUGUUGAGUUUCUGCACCAAAUUUCACUAAUCCUACACUCCAACACAUUCUCUCUUAUCCAGACACACUGGCAGUGCAAUCCUAUGCAUGUUUAUCCAGAAGUAAACCCCACUAAGUGGGACUUACUCUCAGAUAAUUGUUAAAACCUCAGAAGAAAAAUCAUGCAGUUCCUCUUGCUAUCACAUGUUCACAGAUUAAAUCGGAUGUUUGUGUUUCAAUUUUUUCUGAUUAGGUUUUUUUCUUUUUGGUCAGGUUUAAUGCAGCAUAGGAAAACUGCAAACAAAAAACAUUCAGGCUGUAUUAUGACUGUCUCAUAUUAUUACAGUGUUCGUUUGCUUCUUUAAAAAGCCUUUAUCUCACAUGGUGAAAUCUAGUUAUGGUGUUCUGCUUGCAAACAGGACCUGCCCUUCCUCUCCUCCACCCUGCAGCCCCCAUGCACCUCUGAAACCUGUUCGUGAGGCGGGGGGACCCUCUGAAACAGAUCGAGGCCUGAGGGCUGCAAAGGAAGAGGGAGAAGGCAAGUCCCAUCACAUCCAUUGAUGCUAUUUAUUUAAAAAUAAUACAAGAAUGCCUUUACAAAACUGAUAAAAGGAAAAUCUCAAGUGACUUUGCACCACAUACUUUUCUUAAAAACAAAACAAACCCCCACUUUUCUUCAAUAACUCAAAAGUACUUGCUUUAGAAUGAAUGCAAUAUUUUCAACGCAAACUGGGUGAUUCAUCACCACCACCUUUAUGGAUCUUCCGAGGUCACAAUUGUAAGCUUCUGAGACAUUUCACUUUGUUAGAUCCAAGGCUGUGUGGCAGUUGCUUAAGUUACCGUACUUUGUUUGGAAGCAUGAAGCCUUUAAGAACAGGGCUCUGGGAGACUAAUGAACACUUUUUGGAAAUACUUGCUUUUUGGCAAACCUACAAGUUACGUGUGGGAGUAGAGAGAGCAGACAGGCAGCCAGUCAGGUGGUGCUCAUGUGCAAACCAUAGAAUCGUAGAAUUGGAAGGGAACCCAAGGGUCAUCUAGCGCAACCCCCUGCAAUGCAGGAAUCUCAACAAAAGCAUCCAUGACAGAUGGCCAUUCAACCUCUGCUAAAAACAUUAAAAACCUCCAAGAAAGGAGAAUCCUCUUGUGGGAGUCCAUUCCACUUCUAAACAGUUCUUACUGUCAGAAUUUUCUUCAUUAUAUUUAGUUGGAAUCUCCUUUCUUGUAACUUGAAUCCAUUGGUUCAGGUCCUAGCCUCUGAAGCAGGAAGAAAACCAAGCUUGCUCCAUCCUCCUUGUGACAGCCCUUCAGAUAUUUGAAGAUGGCUAUCAUAUCUCCUCUGAGUUUGCUCUUUACCACGCUAAACAUACCAGCUCUCUCAAGGCUUGGUUUACAGACCCUUAAUCAUCUUGGUCGCCUUCUCUGCAUGCCAAAGCACCAUCAGUUCACACAACCAACAACCUACUCUUUCUAGUCAGCAACAAAACUUACUGGAAGGUAUUCAACAUUCUCUCCCAAUGAGGAACCCAAUGAAGGUAAUAGACAUGACUAACUUUUGUUCAUUUCUUCACUUCAGUGGGUUUACUCUGAGUAGGACUUAGCUGCAUUCAACCUUGAGCAGUCACUGAUAGCCACCAAACACAAAUGUCAUUAAGUAAGCCCUUUAAACUAACAGCUGUACUUGAGGAAACAUCAUUUUGCAUAUCUAGAGGAUGAUCGUAAGAGUAUCUGACACAUUCUACCAAAUGAUUCUGAAGACGUCCUGAUCAGUUUUCAAAAGUGGACUAUUUCUGGGGUUCCUACCUCCUGUUUCACAGUAUUUUUAAAUCUCUUUAAAAACUACCAGCUUUUUCUGUGCAUUUCUCAUGAAUAUUAAACCUAUUAGUUAUAACUAGCAUGUAUUUGACAGAACACAGAACACUUUUCUGUUAUUUAACUUCUACUUUCCCCUGUUUUGAUUAAGGCUGCAGUACUAUACAAACUUACCAAAGAGCAACUGUCAUUGAACUCAAUGUAUCUUAUAUCUGAAAAGGCAUGUGUAGGAUUGAACUGUAAAAUAUUGGGUAAUAGCCAACAAACUCAUACUCUACAAAGUAAACCCAUCACCCACAGAUUAGAAUAAGGAAAGCUCCUCGUCUCUAGUUUAGAAACAGAAAAGCUUCCUGAACUUACCGUAUUUUUUGCACCAUAAAACUCACUUUUUUCCUCCUAGAAAGUAAGGGGAAAUGUCUGUGCGUGUUAUGGAGUGAAUGCCUGCGGGUGGCGGGCGGGAUCUGCUGCAGUCGUGAGCAGAGGAUCCAUGGUUCCCCUUCCUUCCCUCCUCCGUGGUUAUAAAGCAUGGAUCCACAUGGAUCCUCAGGAUUUUUGCAUUGGGCUACUCCAAACUCACUGUCAGAUCACAUGUCUGUGGCCACAGCAUGAACCACAAAAAUCAUAUAUCCACUAUUUCGUUUAGAAUAUUUUUUUUCUUGUUUUCCUCCUCUAAAAACUACGUGCGUGUUAUGGUCUGGAGUGUGUUAUGGAGCGAAAAAUACGGUAAUUUGUUGGUAAGCAAAUUGCCUGGAGAAACAUCAUGUGGUUAUGCAACAUACCAGCAAAGUUAUACUGUAUUGAAUUUACAGGGUUCAGUCACAGUUCAUUAGCUGACAAGCAGCUUUUAAUCUUUUAAUGUGUGCCUGCAUGUUAAAAAAACCUAAACAUUACAUUUGAGACAUAUAGUAGUUCCUGGCAAGUUGGGGGUUGGUUUUCUUUAAAAUGUAAUUAAAUAUAUCUUUGCACCUAUGCCAUUUGAGCCAGUUAAAUAAACAUGAUUACUUAUUUCAAAAGGGAUUAGAUUUUAUAAUGGGCUAGAUAAAGGUGUAGAAAAUACCUUGCCAUAAUAGAAAUGGGGGUUUUUUUGUUUGUUUUUAAAAAUAAACCUAGUUAUCCAAGUUUCCAAGGAAAGUUCAAAUCAUGUAAUAGGACAAAGUACAGAAACAAGAAGUAGAAAAAAAAUAUAAGAUUGGGAAUAGGAAACAGAGGUUGUGAAUAGGAAGCAGGUCUGUAUUCUGUUAAUGCUAUUUAUUCUAUGAUAAAUGAAAUAAUGUGUGUACAAUUGAAUUAGAAAACACAUAAUGGAAAAAGGUAAUGUGUAAGUGCACUUUCUCAUAAUUCACUGCCAUAAUAUGACUAUAUGAACCUAAUGGUGGUAUCCAAUGGUGUCUGCCCACUGAUGGAAGGAGUCCAGCAACGGAAAUGGUAACAGGGAGGCAAUUUUCUGCAAUUCCCUAUCUAUCUCUGUAGCAGGCAAACAAUUCAUGGACAAACUGGAUGUGUCUGCUACAAUUCUAGAAUUACGCUAUUAAAAUAAUUUAGAAUGGAUUGCAAUGCUAAAAUAAAUUGCAAAUGUUUAAGGGUUUAGUCCUAAACUUGUAUAAACCUGGCCCAUGAAAAAGAUUGCUAGCAUAUUGCUAUUAAUUAAUUCAUCCUGUAAGUUUAAGAAAUGCUGAUCCAAUAUACACAGAGCAUUUUUCACCUUAUUGUUUAAUAUGAAAGUAUAUUAUUGUGACCUUACUACAGAUAUACAGAAAUGGGGUUUUGUUCUAGUAAUGUUAAUUUGUGCUUGAUGUAGAGUAUACCGUAUAUGCAUGUAACUUGCACUGGUAUUCAACAUCUAUUUAAUCUUGUGAAUUGCCCUGUGAUCUUUGGAUGAAGGGCAGUACAUAAAUUUAAUUAAUAAAUAAGUAAUUUGUGCUUGGUAGCAGCAUCACAAUUUAUCAAAUAUCAGAAUAUCCAUGUUGAGUUUGAGCAGUACUUUCAAUAAAUCUCAUGAAAAUCAAUUGUGGGGGGGGGGGAGGUUUCUGCAGCAAGUACCUUGAGAUCUGUUCUUCCUCUGACUUCACUGUUUGAUUUAAGUAAAGGAAAAUGGCACAAGAAUUAUAUAACCAUAUUUUUAUUACAUUUCAGAAGUCUUUUUAUUAAAAAAAACCAAAAACCUGUGUCAGGUGGGCAAUUAACACUAGGAAAACAUCAUAGCUGAAAUGUUCCAUUGAGGUAUACAGAUCUCUAUAUAUGAAAAGGAACUUGUGUUAAAAGUUGCCAUGCUUUAUUUUGUGAGCUGUGCAGGCAGAAACAUUUUUCUGUGUUUAUAAAAAUAUUCCUGGUACAAUUAAAGUGUUGUUGUGCCAGAAAAUUGUAACAAUUGGAUAAAGAUUCUAGGAAGAAAUGGCUGAAACAUUUAUGUUAUCUCUUGUUGGACAAAAGUGAUUCUAAUUCAGUACUGGAGGAGACAGCUGUACAGCUGUAAAUUGUUAAACUCUACUGUUAGAUGUAAACCAUUUAAAUUAGAUUGCAGCAAAUUACUGAAUUGGGAUUUGCUUGUACAAGUGAUAGUGCAAGCAAUUCAGCAGAACACUUCUCUGUCUCCCCCCACCCCAUGCUGUCUAUCGAUUAAAAAACUCUUCAAAGCAUACAAGCCCCAUCCAGAGAAGUAAAUCUUUCUUCAAUCCUUUUAAAACCAUUGGAACUAAAGUCAGUUGGAACUAGCAUGUCUUGUGAAUUUCAACCUGGUCUGAGUGCAACUCAAUUUCUCUGGACGAGGUCAAUGCUAUUUACCAUCAGCAGUAUGUUGAUUUCUGUACUGUGCCACAUUUGAUUUCCCAGAGCAUACUCUACUUAUGCUGACAGGAGUUCUGUUUAGAUUUUUUGUUCUGAAUGAAGCCAUAAUAAAUUAUUAGCUUGCAAAUUCAACUCCCAGGAACUGGGCUCCCCUUUGUUUGCAUUAUGUCAAUUAUGCAGUUGGCACAUGCCUCAAAAUAACAAAUAGUCAACACAGACAAGACCACUAAAUCAAUAUUUCUCACAAGCUCAGAAUAAUUUGGCAUUCUCUCUAUAUAUUAUGGGCUUCUGUUGAUUAACUGCUAGAUUAUUUUGUACUCUGGGAAACUGCUUAAUGUGUCCUGUUUUAAUGUGUCUGUUCAUGGAUUUCAUGAGUAACUUGAGAAUCUUGGGUAUUUCCUCAAAAUAAUGCAAGAGCAUUCAAGGUCUUGCUAAUCAGAAUAUGCAUUCCUGGGGAUGAAAACAUGUUUCAUACAGCUGCUUCUCAGAAAAAUGAAUAUAAAUAUAUAUAUAUAUAAAAUACAGUACAGAGAGAAACUAUGGUAAGGUAAUUUAUACGAGCUAUGAAGCUCAUCAGUGUUAUGAUCUGCAGUGAUGCCCACCACUAGGGAGGAGUGAUGCCCCCCCCCCAAAGGGAAGGUCAGUAGUUCCUGGUUGCCCGGGCAGGCAGGAUGGCAAAGCUUGGCAAAGUCUGUCCCUUGGAGGAAGAAAGAAGGUGUGGUUCAGGACCACAAAUAGUGCUCCUGUAGCUGAGGGUGGCAAAACGUUGAACUUGUUCUGGAGCAGCUAGUUGAGUUUUAUAGUAAUACUAGGUAGUCAUUAACUAGAAGCCCCAACUCUGAGUGCUGCACCCUGGUGAGUUAAAUGGCUGGUGUAUUCUUCAGACAUAGGUUCCUUUGAGGUCCUGAGGUACCUGGCUGUGGGGGAUCUCUCCUCAGGGCUCUCUUGAUCCCCUGAGGAGUCUGUGGACUAGCUAUCAGAGUCUGUUGUGGCUCAUCAGGAUCCAAGGGCAUGAGGUUGUGCCUGUGGAUGCACAUGGGAAAGCCCGUGGUGUGGAUCCGUCUCCUUCUCAGAGCUGCAGUUUCCAGAGGUCUCCACCUCUGAAGGGUCCUGGUCUGCGACUAUGACUCAGCCACUCACUGUCUCUCAGUCUAACCAACAUGGCAGGAUCAUUGUGACAUUAAAAUGAAGGCGCAGAGUGAGAAUAAUUUGCACCGCCUUCAGCUCCUCGGAAGAAAGGGAGGAUAUAAACGUAAUAAACAAAAUAAUGGAUAAAUCACAUAGAAGGAAGCAUCUAAGCAGGUGUAAUGAAUCGAAGCUAGACUCUACCUACUUUUGCUUCUGGCCCCUCACUAUUAGCAUGUGGCCCUUGGAAUGUGGCCCAGAAGUGAAUGUGAUACUCAGGCUGAAAAUUUUGCUUCAUAAUACCUGUUGCUGGAAACCACAGGAGUGGAGAGUGUUAUUGUGCUCAAGUCCUGUUUGAGGACUACCAUAGUGAGAACAAGAUGCUGCAGGCUCUUUCAUUCCUAAAAAAAGGUUCUCUGCUCCUGGUCUAGUUUGGCCUUCAAAAUGCGGCUAAGUUUUAACCAUUCUAAACUUUUUGUGUAACGUACAUUGGAUUAAGAGCAUCAGGCAACACUUGUGCAGUGUUUUUCCACUUUGAAUUCUGCUAGUGGUUUAGGUUCCCACCUUAACUAUCAUUCUUUGAUUAGUAUUUGGCUCUUUUGUGAUUGGACCUCUGAGAUGAAUACACUGAAUCUGCAAAAACUGUAAUAAGGAGCCUGUAAAGUAUGAUGAAGGAUGCAAUUAAAACAGACUGUUCUGGAGGCAUUAACCAUUUAUAAUGCUCUUAAAAGCUCCUCUAAGGUUUGGUCCAGUUGCUUAAAAUACCUUGGUGGUCAAAAGGGCUAUUUGCUGAUGCAGUAAGGACAGGUUUAGGUCAUCCCUCUUGAAAUGCACGAAAUAAUGGUGGUGGGGGGAAUCUGAUCUCAUAAGAUUCUAUUUUCAUUAAACUGAGGCUCUGUGAUUUAGAGGCUGGGACUCCCAUCAGCCACAGCCAGCAUGGUCAACAUCUGGAGUAUCUCAGGUUAUCCACCCCUCUUCUAAAAGAUGGCUAGGUAUACACUUCAGGUAUCCUUUGUAACAUAUAUUGACUGGUCCGAACAAUUCUUGAUCUCUUGAAUUGUUGUAUACUUCCUGUGGUGUUUCCCUUUCCAUAAUUAUUUUGUGCAUUGUCUUUUCAAGCAGUUUAUAUUUUACUCCACAUUAUCAAGACGCUUCCGUGCCUUUAUGCUUCUGCUCUACGUCCAAACUAUUUGCAACACAAGCUGAAGCAGAACUGAAGUUGAGCUCACUGUUACACAGAGACUCUGCUUGUGUGAAUAUAAGCCUAGCAACAGCUUGUUCAGAUCGUGCUAUGAAUGGUCUCUUGAGAAGCCCAUAAAAGAAUUAAAACAUAUCACCUGAGAAAUGUGAUGUUGAUAAUUUUCCAUGCUUGAGCUUCUGUUUGCAUUCACCACAGCAAAGGCACUUCUGAAGUGCUGAAUACUCUCAGCAUUCAGAGAGCAAAGUGAUUGAGUGGCUGAGGAAAAAUAAGCUCCAUUGAUUCCCCAUGGAAGAUAAUGAUUGGAUGAUUGGUUUCUUUAACACAGAAAAGCACUGACAUUUAAAACUGCUCUAUUUUCAGGGGUUUUGAUGGUAAUUAUUUCAAAGGCAAAUUGUAAUUUUUGCUUUCCUGCUGUGCCUGCAGCUUGAUGUCAUUUUGCACAGGUGAAUUUUACUCUUAGAACUGAGACACAAAGUCAAAGCCAGUGGGGCUUUACACUUUCAACAGAACAAGAAAAAACCCCUCAGACAUUCAGCAGCUGCUCCUGAAAACUAUAUUUUAAAAGUAUAAGAAGACUGUUGAGGUUCAUGUAAAUUUACAACACUGUUUAUAUAAAAGUGAGCUCUUAAAAUUUAAUUCAUUUACUAUACUAUCCUGAUGCUCUUCCAAAGCAGGCAGAGUGUCUUAGAUAUUGUUUCCAACUACCACCCUGGCAGAAAAUAGGGCCAGAAACCUGCUGGACUCCAACAGCUGACUUGUUUUCAUAGAACCAUAGAAUUGUAGAGUUGGAAGGGACCACAAGGGCCAUCAGGUCCAACCCCCCUGGGUUUCACCCAAUGUGCUUUACAUGCCUUCAGACUAUGGGGGAGGGGCUCCCUUUGGAAAAUUCCACUCACUUUUUUCACAUGCCCUGUAGAUUAGAACUGCCAUUAUUUAUUGGGUUGGAUCCAGUCUUUGCUUCUGCUAAUAGAGCAGGGUGGAGCAGAGGGAAGGCAAUUCUCCCCCUCCUUAAAAAACAAAAAAGGUCACUGGGGGCUGCAGGCGGAAGGUGGAUAUCUGCAAAAGUCACAUCUACUCUUAUUUGCUUAUUCACUUAUUCACUUCCAUGGGCAGAAAGAGCCCCUUGGUCCAAGGAAGAUAAAGUCUGGAUUGAAGCCAUUGUGCUUCUUUUUAAUAUUUACUUAACCACCUCACGCUGGGACAGAUAAGAACAAUUAAACAAUAGUAUUGAAGGUUGUGUACAACACUGGGACCAAGUUAUUGUUGUUACCAUUAACUUAAGGAUGACCUGUAAAUGUUGCCCACUUUGGCAGAUUUUAGCUUGCUUAAAUACAUACAUACAUACAUACAUACAGUUACUUAUGUUGUCAGAUAAGAGAGAACCAGUGUGGAGUAGUGUUAGAAUGUCAUACCAGGACAUGGAAGACCAGGGUUCAGAUCCCCACCCAUCCAUGAAGCUCACUGGGUGACCCUGGGCCAGUCACUGCUUCCCAGCUUAACCUACCCCACAGGGUGAUUGUAGGGAUUAAAUAAGAAGAGGGAGAACCAUAUUUGCCACCUUCAGUCAGCUUCCUAUACUUUGGAUUCUUCUGUUACUUGGGAACAAGCCUCAUUGAACUUGCUGAACCUUGCUUCUCUGAGUAAUCAUGCACAGGAUUCAACAGUGAAAAUACUAUACAAAUGAAUAAUAAUAUUGUAUUGAAUAAAGGCCUGUACUUAGCCAUGGAAAUACAUAGUUUGAGCUAAGCAAACUUUUUUGUGGCUUAAUAUCAAAACAGUUGUAUAAAUGCUCCUUUCUAUGUUUAUACUUUCCCUUCCUCUUUAUUCUUUCUCUUGGACAGAUCAGUAACAUCAUGA
Molecule: messenger RNA, 12776 nt
Organism: Podarcis lilfordi (Lilford's wall lizard)
Lineage: Eukaryota; Metazoa; Chordata; Lepidosauria; Squamata; Lacertidae
Source: the annotation of a GenBank genome assembly